AUGGUGUUUUUGCCUCAGUCCUUUUUCGGGUUCCCACUUUACAUUGGUGUAGAACUGUCGCUCGGAAUAGCGAUAUUUAACAAGUUCUGUGGCUUUUACGGCAUCUUAGCACUAUUCACUGGCCACCCUCUUCGGAUAACUCAGUGGUUCUUCUAUGUAUGGUCAUGUGUGGUACUACUGGUAUACUUAAAGGGAAUUUCGCAGAUCUAUAAGCCCACACUGCCAACGACCUGCUUAGUUCUGAUGAGUUACAGCGCUGACACCAUCUUGUCGUGCAUUUUUACGAUCUAUUUCACCAAUUAUUGGUUCUCUAAAGAAGGAUCAGCCGCCGUCGCAGACGUAGAAACGGCAAACCAGCCAAGCAGUGCCAGCCAGAGCUACGAAUACAACGGCACCCUGGUAUUCACGCUCUUUACGCUUGCAGCAAGGUUUUAUUCUAAUUUUCUUAUAGCUGCGUUCGUUCAGAGGAUGAUGAAACAAGACCGCUUCAUACCAGACGACAACGACAUUGACCUCAAUCUCAAAAGCAAGCCAGUAUUACACAGAGCUUACCUGAAGCUCCAAAGAUCGUGUUAUCACUUCUGUAGAUAUUACUUACUGCCUGCCUAG
Messenger RNA from Eremothecium sinecaudum, 609 nucleotides. RefSeq names its product Kei1p (gene KEI1). Bases 1 to 609 code for a protein of 202 amino acids. Gene Ontology annotation, cellular component: inositol phosphoceramide synthase complex; Golgi membrane. Gene Ontology annotation, biological process: inositol phosphoceramide metabolic process. The record is from RefSeq and is a predicted model, not a curated record. Lineage: Eukaryota; Fungi; Ascomycota; Saccharomycetes; Saccharomycetales; Saccharomycetaceae. Gene Ontology annotation, molecular function: inositol phosphoceramide synthase regulator activity. The transcript has 2 exons.